Molecule: messenger RNA, 816 nt
Organism: Ilex paraguariensis (yerba mate)
Lineage: Eukaryota; Viridiplantae; Streptophyta; Magnoliopsida; Aquifoliales; Aquifoliaceae
Source: the annotation of a GenBank genome assembly
AUGGCCACGGGGGACUUGUGGAUGAGACUGGGCGGCGUUGGUGGUGGGGUGGGUGACAUUGGAGGUGGGUUUAGCCACGAGAGUGAGCAUGACUUGGCGGUUAUGGUUAGUGAUUUCUUGGAAAAUGGAAGUAGUGGUGGGACAGAGUCAAGGUGGAGUAGCGACAGCGAUUCUGGGUUCUGCGAUCUUGCUCACCUUGCUGACAAGAUAUCUUAUUACAAGAAGUCAGUGGAUCAGUAUGUGAGCGAUUUGCUAUCAGUUGUUAAUUCUCUUAUGCUAUCUAUUAAAGGCAUUGAUCUUCACACUGUCAAGUCAGGACCGUGCAAUGCUAGUUGCAUCAGGUUUUCUCUGGUAAAGCUUCUGAGGUUUUCUGGUUUUGAUGCUGCUGUAUGCGCAUCCAAGUGGCAGGGUAGUGGUAAGGUUCCUGGAGGGGAUCACGAGUACAUAGAUGUGGUGAAUUACAAUGAUACUGGGAGCUCUGAGCGUUUCAUCAUUGAUAUCGACUUUCGGAGCCACUUUGAAAUAGCCAGAGCUGUUCAUACGUAUGAUUAUAUAUUGAAUUCCCUUCCAGUUGUUUACGUAGGAUCCUUGACGAAGCUGAACCAGUUCCUUCAAGUCAUGGUUGAAGCUGCCAGAUCUUCUCUCAAGCAGAACUCAAUGCCCCUUCCUCCAUGGAGAUCUCUCGCUUAUUUGCAAGCUAAGUGGCAGGCACCCUACAACAGAAAGUUUAAGCCUGAUGAACAGGAUGUUAACAGCACGAGUCCUGAGCAUAAGCAGUGCAGUGGACGUUUAAAGCGCCUGCAAUCUUUGAUCUAA